AGGACAUCUUGCAGAAACAUUAUUUACCCGUUACAAUUAGACAGUGUCCGUCCUUGAGUUACGACCCCUGAUGUCCUAAAACAAAUCAGUUUGUUUCCGAGGCCUAAUUAUAGGAGUUUUAUCGAAAACAGCUAGAAAACACCAAGCAGUUGUUUCUUUUCAAGACCACUGGACGAACUGAUGCUGGUGAGGAUGAAAUCUGGACGUCAAGCUCCUCCGAUUUUAAGAUGCAUCUCUGGCAAAUUUUCCCGUAACCUGAUCUAUCUGACAGUAUUUUGUGCAGCCAUUAUUUGCAUUCUUGUCAUCAAUCAUCUCAUGUUUUAUAGAACUAACCCUGAAACUUUCCAUGAUCAUUGUGCAAGUUGGACAAAUGAAACUGACUUUGUGAUUCCUGGUGAUGAAAAACUUGGCAUGAUGUCCCUCUACGAAAUCUCGUGCCUGUUCACGCGAUACGUCACUUCCCUUCAACGUCUUUGUACAGAACCUAAGCGUUUUGGUGACGUUGACUACGGCGGUGUUCGUAUUUGCACAGACAGAGCAGUGGCGCCGAGUCCAGGAUGUGUUAUAUAUAGCUACAAUCACGACCUCAGUCAGAGAUUCACAGAUCAGAUGGAAGAAAAAUUCAAAUGUGAUGUGGUAUUUUUUGGUAGAGACGUAAUUUCUAGCAGUUAUGACAGUACUAGUGGCUUUAUCAAAGUUCUCGCCAGUCAUCAGCAAGUCAUAAGUGUUGUUGUCAUGAAAUUAAACUCCAUAGAUUUCAAAUAUUUGACCCAGUUUAUCCGUACUUUGCGUAGAAUGCAGGUCAAGCAAAUUAUCAUUGAAAUUCACUUAAGCCCAAAUUCAGGAACAAAAUCGGACUACGUUCAAAUUAUGACGGCACUGCGGCGAUUGAACGAGUCCAAUUAUUUUAAAUAUUGGUAUGACAGAAAUUGGAAUUGUAUAGGAAAUGAAAGGAAAAGAAAUAGGUAUUCUCGAUGCUGGACCAUUAACAUGUUUUUGAAAAAUGGAGACGAAGAGGACGUUGUGAUAUCAAAGGGGUCCGACUUACCAAAUAUAGCCCCUCUUGGUACGAGUCCAAUAGAUGAAAAUGAAAAGAAGAAGUAUAAAAAUGAGUACCUUAAGUAUAUCUCAAAACACCAGAUUCUGUGCAAACAGAUGCUUCGUCUUGGAAAUAUUGUGGAUGGGGGGUGGGAUAUUUGUCAUGAUGUCCAGUUCCGUCCAAAGCCUCCGUGCAUUGUGUAUUCAUUCGGAAUCAAUUACGAUUUUUCCUUUGACGAAGAUAUGGAGAAAACUUACGGAUGUGACGUGUUUUGUUUUGAUCCUAGCAUGAAAACCGCUGAUUAUAAGCAUUCGGAUCACAUCAGUUUCUACAACGUGGGGUUGGGUGAUAGAAAUAAAGAAGUAACGGUCAGCGGUGAGACAUGGAAACUCAAAACCCUGAGGACCAUUCAAAAAGAGUUAGGUCACACCAAUAGAAAAAUAGACGUUUUGAAAAUUGACAUCGAAGGAAAUGAGAUCAGCACCAUCCCUGAAAUGAUAUCAUCCGGGGCUCUAAAUAACGUUGUCCAGUUAUGUUUAGAAUUCCACCACUACUAUGAUCUGGGCUCUCUUCGGAAAUUAUACGACAUUGGUUUCCGAAUAUUUUGGGCCCAUCAAAAUCCUUUUGCUGCUUUUUACGCCAAUGGAGAAUCUUAUUCUUAUGGAAUGGAGGUUUAUUUUGUAAAUAUUAAUCUGGCUGCAAAUGUUUGACAAAUCAAGUAGUCUGAAUUAACUGAUGCUCAUUUACGAAUGUUCAAUCUUCUUGUGAGUGUGUAUGUCACUGUAUGUCUGUUUAAGAAUGUGUGCUAAUAUAAUGUUCUUUUAUAAUUUAUUUCUGUUUAUAUGUUUUUUACAGUUUCAUUUUUCUCCUUUGAUGAAGCAAUGUUUUCUUGAAUUUAAUGCAUUGUCUCCAUUACAUUGUUUUGUUCCAUUUCUAUUGUUUCCUUUCAAUAAUACAUUCUGUUACUACAAAUAUAAUUUCAUUUUUCAUGGCAUUUUAGGAUGAAGAGUCCAUGACAAAAUGUGGCAUCAGUCACAAUAAAAUUUGCGAUACAAUG
Molecule: messenger RNA, 2096 nt
Organism: Magallana angulata
Lineage: Eukaryota; Metazoa; Mollusca; Bivalvia; Ostreida; Ostreidae
Exons: 2
Coding region: 181-1749 (522 amino acids)
Source: RefSeq, a predicted model, not a curated record